AUGGGUUCGUGCUUGUCCAGUCCUUCCGAUGGGAAGAAGAUGAAGCGCACCGACACCAACCCGGGAAAGAACAACACCGAGCUGCACCGAACCACGUCUUCCUACCAGGGCUCGGUUGCCGAUGGCAUGAGGUACUCUGACCGCGCUGCCAACGCCGAACGCGACCGCCUUACCGCUUCGCAGCUGCACAAGUCCAAGACGCUCGAGGAGAGGAUCAAACAAGCUGAGAAAGAGAACCGAUCUCGAGCGGGAUAA
Messenger RNA from Mycosarcoma maydis (corn smut), 255 nucleotides. RefSeq lists its product as uncharacterized. Lineage: Eukaryota; Fungi; Basidiomycota; Ustilaginomycetes; Ustilaginales. The transcript has 2 exons. The record is from RefSeq and is a predicted model, not a curated record. Bases 1 to 255 code for a protein of 84 amino acids.